Messenger RNA from Sitodiplosis mosellana (orange wheat blossom midge), 691 nucleotides. RefSeq lists its product as uncharacterized. The transcript is spliced from 3 exons. The record is from RefSeq and is a predicted model, not a curated record. The coding region runs from base 24 to 599 and encodes 191 amino acids. Lineage: Eukaryota; Metazoa; Arthropoda; Insecta; Diptera; Cecidomyiidae.
CUCUUUUGUAGCAAUCGGUGAGCAUGUCACCAAUGCCAAGUCCAGCCAAAUCAUCUGAUAGCUCUUCAUCAACGCGACAACAUCAGCAUGAAACACGGGAACGUGAUCGAAGUGAUAGAGAGCGUGAACGUGAGCGCAACGAACGGGAACGAGAAAGAGAAAGGGAACGGGAACGUGAGCGCAAUGAACGGGAGCGAGAGAGAGAAAUCGAGCGAGAACAGCGUGAGAGUCGUGAACGACAGACAUCUACUUCAAGCCAACAUGAACAGGAGCACCCAAAUCAAGAAAUGGAUCUUGAGGAUUUGAUCGCACCAUCAAAAGUGUCAAAGAAUGGUGGUCAAUCGACUCCAUCGACGCCAGUCAGUACAACGGCUCCAUCAAAUAACACGUCGCGUGACAGUGAGGCAUCGCUGAAUGCGGAAAAAGGGGACAAAGAUGAAACAAAAGGCAGUGACUCAAAAGGAUCGGAUCAGCAAGAAGAGAAUGUUGGUCGUGGUGGACGACGAACACGUAGCAAACGACCGCGAUCAGGUGAAGACUUCCAAGAGCUAGUGUUGCCAGAACGUAAACGAGAACUGCGUUCAUCAGCAAUUAGCUAAUUCUAUUAGAUGAUAAUCAGCACACAUACACAAAUAAGUAACACAUAAGUCAAAGUCUAGGCAUAUAAAAACGAUAAAAACUUCUUUUUUAC